GAGAUAGAGAGAGAGAGAGAGAGGACAAGAUGGAUGAAAUCCGUAAUGCAGCUGAUGCCUAUUACAAGGCUAAACCGAAGGAAAUGAAGAAAGCUAAGAAAAUGUUUAAAAAGAUCGACAAAAAUGGUGAUGGCAAAGUGAGCUACGAAGAGUAUGCUGCUUAUUACAAGAAGAAGAAGCCCAAGAAGAAACGAAAGAAGACUGAAGGCGUCAGACCUGAACAUUUCGCAGAGUUGGACCAGAACGGUGAUGAAUAUCUUGAUAUAAAAGAAGCUACUGUCCUCUAUUACCUAUCAGUAUCAAGGAAGGAAUGUGAUUCAUGUGGGCUCUUCAUAAAGGAUAUGUUCUACUCUUGUGAGAAAUGCUACAAAAAGAGUGAUGAUCGUCAUUCCUACAACCUUUGUGUGCCUUGCUAUCGCAGUAGACAAUUCAAGCACAAGCACAAAACCUUCUUGGAUAACCAUGUACUACAGCAGAAAUAUAAGAAGGGUUCUUCAUCAGUAGGAUGUUCAAUACUUGAAGCAGCCGCACAAAUGCUGUCAUUAUUUGGUGGUGCAGGUGGUUCUUCGUGAAUGACAUUUGGU
Molecule: messenger RNA, 584 nt
Organism: Telopea speciosissima
Lineage: Eukaryota; Viridiplantae; Streptophyta; Magnoliopsida; Proteales; Proteaceae
Exons: 4
Coding region: 30-572 (180 amino acids)
Molecular function (GO): calcium ion binding
Source: RefSeq, a predicted model, not a curated record